Messenger RNA from Podarcis lilfordi (Lilford's wall lizard), 24714 nucleotides. Lineage: Eukaryota; Metazoa; Chordata; Lepidosauria; Squamata; Lacertidae. The record is from the annotation of a GenBank genome assembly.
GCGGCGGCGGAGGAGGAGGAGGAAAGGAAAGGAGUUGGCCGGAGGCAGGUGGGCGGGGGGGGGGGGCGAGAGGAAGGAGGGCUGCGCGAGAGAAGAGGGUCCGGGGUUCAAGGAAAGGGGGCUGAGGGAAUGAAGGAAUGGAAGCCUUUACUGAGCUCCGAAUUGUCCUGCGAAACGUUUGGCCCCCGGGAUUCGGUAGGCGGCCCGCGAGUCGAGCUUUGGUUCUUCGGUAUCGAAGAGUUUGAAGGGGCCAGCGGGUGGGGGCCGCUGCCAUGCUGCCGGAUUUUCCCGGACGCCCGCCGUCACGUCAAAGGCAGAAUUAUUCUAGACUAAUAGCCGCACGCGAGAAGAAGGAAAGAGAGAGUUUGACUUUCUCCAUCACUUGUUGUAGGACCGUUAAACGCCAAUGGAAGUCGUUAAAAAAAAAACUGCAGCUGCGGUACUAAGGGUUCGUUAUUCUGACUGGUGUGUCAUUGGAAUUGAUAUGUUUUUGGAAGGCAGAGUUAAAGUAAAUGAUCAAACCGUCAAUUCUAGCAUGAGGCGGGCGGGGGGGCGGCGGCGGAGCAAAAUAACACAAUUUGGCAUCUGAACAAUUGGCGUCAUUGAUUGUAUUAUAAUUUGGUAUUGUGACAAUCAGGCUUUUAUUGGGUUAUUGCAAUUGGAAGCUAAUAAUAAAUUAUUAUACAAAAGAUGCCAUGGCCCUGAACAAGACCAGCUCUUGCCUUGCCUCCCAUUCCUCUUCUUGGAUGGCCUUCUGAAAACGGCCUGUAGCGUUGGUUUGGGGUCUCUAGGUGUACAUUAAUGUGCUAAAGGAUAUUAGUUUGCUAGUGGUGAAGCUUCCUGGACCUUAUCUUGGUGCAGCUGUUAUAGAAUAUUCACAAAAAAGAGGGAAUUUUGCCAGCAGUUUAUUUAAAUUAUUCAUUUAAAGAAGGAAUUUGUAUUCCAUGCUUCAGCCAAGAAAGGUUCCCAGACUAGCUUGCAAAUCACUAAAAAAAUAGAAGAAGAAAAAUGGCAGUACCUACCCUUGGGCAUGCAAUCUAUAAAAGUCGUAGCACUGAAGUAAAAUGGGUCAUGAGGGAGGAGGAAAUAAGCAAGCUUGGAUACAAAGUUGCCCGUCUCUCAGCUGUUCUAAUGAAGUGUUCCAACAAAACUUUCCUUUCCUCCUCUGCUGCAACCUGAUGGAAUGACUGCUGACUGGUGAUAGCUGAUGGAGUGGAGAACCUGGCUGCUUAACAGAGCCGACAAUUAGUUGCCGUGCACUGUUUCCCUUCCCUUUUCUACAAGGUGACCGGAAAGUUCAGUGAAUAGUCACAGAAAUUGGACAGCGAGAAAUAUUUGAACAUACAUACCUUAUAGGCCUUCAAAGCAGGCUUCCUCUGAUACAAUGCACCAUUGACAACAUCCGUAGAACCGUUGGAAACUUUUGGAGAAGUCCUCUUUUCAUACUGCUUUCUGUUCCCUUGUUAAACCAGCUUGGGCCUGUGAAAUGUUGGGAAAUCUGUGCCCUUUCAGUGCAGAUUUCAGUUUUGGAAAAAGAAAGAAAUCCAGUGGGGCCAGAUCGGGAGAAUAUGGAGGGUGGGACAAUUCAGUAAGCUCAGUAAUGAUUUCCUGUGGAAUGUGCAAUUCUUGUGCCAUCAUUAGGAUGGACAAACGCCAAUCCCACAUCAAUAACUCACAAACUGUUGGCAUUAGCCACAGUUCUGCUCGUUGACAGUCUGCCAGACGGAGGGUCAUCUUCAAUGGUUUGCCACCCUUCACGGAAAUGCUUAAACCACUCAUACACUGUCUUUUGAGUUACAGCUUCAUCUCCGUACACAACUGUGAGCAUUUCGUGGGUUUCCGAUGCUGAUUGUAUGUUCGAAUAUUUCUCACUGUCUGAUUUCUGUGACCAUUCACCAAAGCUCCCAGUCACACCUUGUAUUAACAGCCUGCUGAAAAGAAUUUUGCCAGGUGACAGCUGGCAAAGGAAGGGACGGUUUGCUAUUUAGUCCAGUUUGGGUACCUGGUUGUGUUAAAGCUCUUCAGUACACUUUUGAAGGCACACAGUUAGCCUGCUGUGCUCUCCAGGUAAAAAACAGCAAACCAAGCAUUUGUUGUGGGGAACAAAUAGUAUUAUUUGCAUUAGUCUUGCCCCAUAGGUGGCUUCCUUGUGCCUCUCACUCUCUUUCCUUGCUUCAAAAGCCUUUUCUCUCCCCUACCCGUAGGUGCAAAUACUGCCACAAAGGAUUUGACAGUAGGAUCAGCACAGGAAUUCUAAAUGGCUCGAGUUGGGAAGGAAAACUUGCAAGAAGUCUUGCCCCUUCCUGUGACAUCUGCAGGAGAAGGACGGGAGAAAAGUGCAUCGCUUGCUGCAGGUGCCCUGAGCAGCAGCAAGAUCCCAGUGCUGCGCAAAAACAGAAUCCCACGAGAGGUGAAGCAGUCUCGGCAGCAGCCACAGAAUAACCUUCAUCAGGUGAGUGUGGUGGAGCUGCCUUUGGCUUAGGCUAGGUAUUCCCUCUCCGAUUUGAGAAAAUUGUUACCUGUGUUGCAUCCUGCUUGUUGCAGCCUCUCACUCUUUCAGUGCUGGUAUUCACUUUUUAAUGAAAUGGUUUCUAGCCCUCGAGGUUUUCAGAACAAGCUUGAAAUCUGCUUGGAUGGUAGCUGCCGAAGGCUGCAAAUAGAAACCUAGGUAGAAUUUUCAGCAGUCGGAAAUGCCCUGUGCUGAUCUCCCAUUUCUAGAUCCUAUCCCCGCUUAGUUUGUCAAACCAGUCCUUGCAUCCCCAUUUGCUGUUUUGGAGCACUUUCCUUGCCAAACACUUCUGAUGUACAGCCUUAGUGCAGAGGGCUGUCAGCAUUCCCCAUAAGAACAGCCCUGCAGGAUCAGGCCCAAUGGCCCAUCUGGUCCAGUAUUCUGUUCUCAAAGCAACAAACCAGAAGCCUAUGGGAAAUCUGAAAGUAGGACAUGAGCACAAUAGUGCUCUCUUCACCUGCGAUUCCCAGCCACUAGUAUUCAGAGAUGUACUGCCUUUGAUAUUGGAGGUAGCCGUCGAUAGCUUUGUCCUCCUUGACUUUGCCUGGUGCUCUUUUAAAACCCUCCAAGUUGGGGGCCAUCGUUGCUUCUUGUGGAAGUGAAUAAGUACCUCUUAUCCACCCACUUUUUCAAUGCGUGCAUAAUCAUACCCUAUCUAUCUUAUCUAUCGCAUCUCCCCUUCCUUGCCUUUUAUCUAAAUCAGUGUUCCCCAAACUUGGGUCUCCAGCUGUUUUUGGACUACAGCUCCCAUCAUCCCUAGCUAGUGGGACCAGUUGUCGGGGAUGAUGGGAACUGUAAUCCAAAAACAGCUGGAGACCCAAGUUUGGGAAAUACUGUAUACCUUGGGGGUCUGGUUGUCCAGCAAAGGUAGUGCUGAGCACCGGGACUCAGGAGUUAUUGUUCUGACAAUAGAAUGGCCUCACUCACAGGGAGCCUGUCUUCUUCCCACUUGCAGUCUUGCCCUCUUCCAGAAUUCGGUGGGCCUUUCCUGAAUGGCGACAAGCCUUUUGAUUGGAACAUAGCACUGGAACGAGUAGAAUCCUUGUCUCUCUCCUUUUCUCUCUAGGCAUGUCCAUCCAACGCGAGGAGGAAAGGGAUCGAGAUGAGCAAGAUGCCUCACUCUGGUUUAGUACCUGAUGCUGCUGCGGUGGAUCCUGCAUCUGGGUUAAUGCCCAAGAUCCUUUCUAGAGAACCCCUAGGAGAGAUGCAUCUGAGCACAUCGGGUCACAGGAAUGAGGGUCACGUGCUCAAUGGCAAAGGUAUUGAUCACGACAGCAAAGGAUCUUCCUAGUGUGCUGCUGCUGCUGUUUCUUUUGGCAGAGAUGAAUCAUUGUGAACCAUGUUUUGCGAUUGGCCUUAACUUGAUAGAAUGAGCGGUCCAUGCUGAUGGGUUUUUGGCUGAGCUCUGGUUGUUUGGGCUCUGCUGCUUGCUAAAUCAUAAAAUGUAAGGGAGGUGAAUUGACCUCCGCCUGGGGACAAUGGGUAGCUGGAAUACGGCGCUCGAUGCAGAAAAUCUUGUUCUAUAUCCUUGUUAGGUGGUCUUGGCCUAACCUGCCUCUGAUGACUGUUGGUAAAGAUAAGCUGCUUUAGAGUCAUUGUGAAAAGCCCUUGAUUCUAAUGUAGCACAAAUAAAGAUCUUGAGGUAGAAAGGGUGGUUGCGUGGCUAUCAGCCUUUUCUGCAUAUUCACUGUUUUACUACAAAAAGCAUGUGCCACCUUGCUCAGUUCCUUACAAGGAUAACCUGAAACACACACACACACACACACACACACACACACACGAAGGUGCAACAGGGUGCUUAAACUGCGGCUGAUCACAGCUGAGAAGACUCAUUAUUGGUUUUGAAAGACCCGAUGUCUUUGAAGGGAAAACAAAAUUGCAUGUUUGGGUUUUCACUAGUGGAUUAAUGCAACUUCCCUGCGACGGAGUGAGCUCCUGUUGCUCUGUCCCAGCUCCUGCCAACCUAGCAGUUCGAAAGCACACCAGUACAAGUAGAUAAUAGGUACCACUGUAGCGGGAAGGUAAACAGCGUUUCCAUUCGCUCUGGUUUCCGUCACAGUGUUCCGUUGCGCCAAAAGCGGUUUAGUCAUGCUGGCCACAUGACCCGGAAAACCUGUCUGUGGACAAACACCGCCUUCCUUGGCCUGAAAAGUGUGACGAGCGCCGCAACUCCAUAGUCACCUUUAACUGGACUUAACCAUCCGGGGUCCUUUACCUUUUUUUAUGAAGCUACUCAAGUGGAAAAAGGGUUUGUUUCUUAGGUUGGGAUAUCUGACGGAGGAAUCAAACUGGGCCGUUUACCAGGCAACCUAUGAGUGUGAAUAAACAGCAAGGUGGUUCUAAUAGCUCCCUGUGCUCAUUUGCUUCAGCUAUUUAGAUUUAAACCAGUUUCUCAACCUGCAAUGAUCUCUAUCCUAUUUUAACCCAUUUUUUAGUCUGUAAAAAAGAAGCAAAAACACCUAGUUUCUCCUUCUGCACUGUACCAUGCUGUUUGCUUGUGACAGACUAUACUCUGGAUGAUCUUAAACUUAAAUCCCCUAUUGGGGAUCCUGGUAUCAUUCUUGGACUUGGCUCUUGCCAUUUUGAGGACACGUCCCAUGCAGGGCUAGGAGAAUAUUUCAGAGCUUUGGAGACCAGCUUUGAGGUAUGUGGGUUGACCAACCGCAUUGGAUUACCCAUCACCACCGACUACACUUACCUACUUCUCUGUGCUUCUGAUAUGAUCCCCAAACAUUUUUUUUUCCUUGCAGAAGUGAGCACAGUUGAGUUUGUGCCAGAUGUAGCGGCUCUUGCCAGCAUCCUGUCCAACACAGGGCUGACAAACCACAUGGUAAGUGCAGCCCACAAGCCCAGCCUGGCCGGACGAGUUCCUUUAAGAGGGAAUAGAGCAUGCUCAACCAUUGUUGGGGUAAGUCUCUACUGUAUACAUCAGUGCUGUUGUGCAUUUGUGUGGCGUGUGCUUGUCUGCUGUGUUGAAAUGGAAUAGAUCAGGUUUUCCCAAACUUGGAUCUCCAUCUGUUUUUGGACUACAAGUCCCAUCAUCCCUGACCACGGGUCCUGCUAGCUAGAGAUGAUGGAAGUUGUAGUCCAAAAACAGCUGGAGACCCAAGUUUGGGGAGCACUGGAAUAGAUGUAUGUAUCCAGCAUGUGUAUGUACGUAGUUUAUACCUCUAGGCCUGGGGUGGAGAACCUGUGGCCAUCCAAAUACCGCUGGGCUCCCCUCAACUUCAUUCUUGUCCAGUGGGCAGGUUGCCAGGAGCUGGUGGAAGUUGAGAGUUCAACAAUAUCUUGAGUUAGGCCACAGGGUCUCUCCCCUGCUCUGGGCAAGAGCUCUGAGCUUAGGGAGGUCUUUAGUUUAUCUUCCACAGGGCCGGCCCACUCAUAAGGCAAGGCGAGGCAACUGCUUCAGGCGGCAGGAUCCACAAGGGCAAAGGCAGAUUUAGGAGAGCACGACCAGUUUGGUCACAUUGGGUGUGGAGCCUCGAGGGUGCUGCAGAGGGCGCCACAACUAUGAUUUAGAACGAUGGAGCACGCUAUGUUGAACUAUGGAGGGUAAGAGGUGGGAGCAUCAAAUUUUGGCGUCUCACAGGGCUGAAAUUUCAUCACACAGCUGAAAUUUGAGACUUGCCCGGUCUGCCACUGACAGGGGCAACGGAUGCCAGUGUAGAUCGAUAUUCCCUCUUGUUCCUGAUGUAGACGUUCUCCCAUCCCUUCUUUCCUGGCAUGGAGCGGGGCACCAUUUCAUGGUUCGCCUCAGGUGCUAAAAUGUCUUGGGCCGACCCUGCCCUUAUUGCUCACGAGAUGGAGCUUUCAGUGAAGGAAAUUCUGCUUGACCAUCUGCUUCUGUCUGUCUAUGUCUGUGUAUGGAUUCAAUUCUGACUUACGUUUUGUGAUUUCGGCUUCAGUGCUGUGCUGUUGUGCACUUGUGUUUAAUUUUUGUGUGCUGGCAUUUAGGCUUGCUAAAAUGUUUGUCGAAACCUGUUCUUAAGGCAUCUUUAACAACUUUUUGUCGGAAGCGUUAUAUAAAUAGCGAGAACUGACGGGCUGGCCCAUAGGGAUGUGAACAAAGUAGUCAGUCUUCGUAUUGGGAAAGGUGUUCCAUGCUGGUGCUAAAGUCACACAACCAUUAAGCAUAACUCUGUCCUGAUUUUACACUGUCUUGGGUCUGAGCCUGCCCAUCCAGCCUAGAUGCAUGCCUUGCUCUAGUUAGCCAUUUUCUCAAAGCUAUGGAAGCUAUUGCAUGGGGUCCUGGUGACUGUAAUGUGGGGAAACAGGCCUAGCAUUGCAGUAACUUGGAAAUACUGGACUUCAUUUUCUUGGGAAUGCUGGACUUCCAUUUCUCUCUCCUUGUAGACUGGUCGAGGAUCGUUAUACACAGGGGCUUCUGCAGCAAAUCUUCCUCGCAUGUCGUACAUCUCCAGAUCAGCUUCAAAAGGUAUGACUGAAAUUGGGUUUCUUUCUUGGCACCUGGGAGAACAGGGUUUAGUCAGGCAGAGUCUUCAUGCAGUGCCUUGUGUUUGCAAUCUGGUGGGACUUUGAAAUAUUCAAAACAAAUGCUUAUGGGUGUAGAGAAAUUGCUCUCAAAUGACAAAUGAAACAUUCCCCCCCCCCCCGGUUUCCUUAAAAAAAAACUCUCUUGUCCCACAACAGAUGUGAAUCAGCCACAGUCCUCGAACACUCAGCAGCUUAAGAUGCGGUUGGCUACAUUUGAGAACCCUGGGCCUCGGGUAGGUAACUGAUGCUUUUCUUCAUUUUUUCUGACAACCUGGUGGCAACCCUGGCAAGGAAUGCUGGGAUUUGGGAAGGUGUGAAAAAGGUUGAAAAAGGUUGAACUUGCCUCUGAAGAUGUUUGCUUUGGAGCUGCUGAGCUAGCCAAUAAAUGCAUACAGUCGUACCUUGGUUAACGAACACCUUGCGACGCUUCCAAUUGGCUGCAGGAGCUUCCUGCAGCCAAUUGGAAGUUGCACCUUGGUUUCUGAACGUUUUGGAAGUCGAACGGACUUUCGGGAUGGAUUUCGUUUGACUUCCGAGGUAGCACUGUGUAGGCUUGUGGUUGGAAGAGCCCCUGGCAAGCAAGAAUUGGGAUUGUGUCCUCUAAGCAUAAGGCAGGGUGGGAGAUCAGGGUGUAAUGUAACGGAUGCAAACUUGACCAUCCGUCCAGACUUUUUUUUUUUAACCCCUAAAUCCUCCCCACCAGAAGUCCUGCCCAAAGUGGGUACUGAGCAUUUCCACUAAAAUUAUUGUUCCAAAGUGGCACCAUAUGCAGCAGCAUUUUGUAGGAAACAUUGCACUUUCUCAGUGGAUAUUGCUGGGAGGGCUCCUCUCUCUCUCUCUCUGUUGCACACAAACGGCUUAGAAUACUUAACUCCUUCUCCAGGGUAUUAAGGGGAAGAAAACUUUAGCAUGUUUUGAAAGGUGGUAGUUCUAGUCGUUUUUGCAUCCAGUCCUGGUUGCUAGCACACCUAAGAACACACACUACCCCUGAUGCUGUUUGUGCUUCUUACACUUUUAAAUAAUUGUUCUGCCCUUCAUACAAACUUUAGUAGAGGACCGUUCUCAACUCCACCUUUUAGUGUGCAUUGACGGCGAGGUCUGUGGACAGCUGUAUCUGUACCUAUGACCCCCUGCCCAAAGCUGAUAGGCUUCCCUUUUAACCUGGCAAUGUGUUUCUGUAUGCAGAGGCGUAUCUCGGGGGGGGGGGGGGAGAGGUGAACUGGACUCCAUACUGCGGGGUGCACCCGAGCCACGCGUCCAAGCCAAGCGUCUCUCCUGGGACUGUUACUGCGCCCGAGCCACGCAUCUCUCCUGGGUGUGACGCGGGCUCCACACGGCCCGAAACAGCAGUGGGGAGCUUCGGUCCUCCCGCUGCCUCGCCCUCAGCUGCACUACAGUGCUUCCCUCCUCCCCGUGCAUGGUGCCCACGCCCCCCUGGGCUCCCAAGCAGCUAGCUACACCGCUGUUUGUAUGGCUAGCCCUGUUGCGUGAUUGCUGUCUUGCCUGACUUUGUGCCUCUUUCCUCUGGAAUAAUGCCUGGGCGCUGCUUGCCUUGCAUCUCUGACUCUAUUUGACGUCUGCUUCAGGUGGAGGUGGUGAAGCCAAGCCGACCCACGGAGAACCCGGGAGCGGGCAAGCCCCAAGAUUCUGCCCCCAGGCCCGAGGCAGAAGGUCUGAACGGCACGGUGGAGGGGGGCAUUGCAACGCAAAGGUGAGGAAAGAACUGGCUGCUCAGUUGGGGCGGCAGCUUGCGUCAUUUGUGAAACACAAGGGUAUUGUGAAGCCACAAGGCACAGCGAAUAAAAAAUUCUGUUGUUCUGCUUGCCUUGGUUUCCCAAUAUUUCUCGGGGUGGUGGUGGUAGGUAGGGUCCCCAUCUCCCUUCUCGCUUCCACAGCAAAGUCCUACAUUCCAACUCUUCUGUACUCCACCUUCUUUCGGGAAGAUGCUCACCUUGCCUGCACUUUUCAGAUUGAUGUCUACAGCCAAGGUUACAGAGUGUCUUUCGUCCUUGAUCAGUAGGUAUGGGAAGAAUGUAAAAGUUUGUGACUUGUUCCUCUCCGAAUCGUGCCUUUACCCUCUGCCAAUAAUACAUCCCAGCAUAAAUCCACGGUGUGUGUGUGUGUGUGAUUGUUGUUGUGUCCUUGUAAAGGGGGAUGCCAGCAGACAGGUAUUCCACAUAUGUUGGCUGUUUUGAGGCUUGUGUAACCUUUCAUUCCUGUCUGCUCUUAAAACAGUGACUCGGCUGGGAAGAAGGAAAUCACAGGGACACCAUGGAAAGGUGAGUGGCCGCACCAUCAUUCUUUUCUGUCCAGACACAUAGACGGGUGUUUGCGUACAUUAUGCAAAGCUUUGUUAGACAGCUUUCACACAUGCCCCAGACUCAUUCUCACAGCUUGGUUGGUCUUGUAACACAAGUCGGCCAUUUUUCAGUGAAGCUGUAGCAACUUUGCCUGCCUUCUCCGAUUGUACAACCUGAAUCGGAGAAAGAUACAGUGGUACCUCGGGUUAAAUACUUAAUUCGUUCCGGAGGUCCGUACUUAACCUGAAACUGUUUUUAACCUGAAGCACCACUUUAGCUAAUGGGGCCUCCCACUGCUGCUGCGCCGCGCCGCUGGAGCACGAUUUCUGUUCUAAUCCUGAAGCAAAGUUCUUAACCCAAGGUAUUAUUUCUGGGUUAGCGGAGUCUGUAACCUGAAGCGUUUGUAACCUGAAGCGUAUGUAACCCGAGGUACCACUGUACUUUGAACCCUUGCUUCACAAGACAUGAUAUGGGUAAUAGAUUAUUUUCCAAACUUGGCACAUUUAAUUCAUUUGACAGUUUAGUGUUUAAACUGUUAACAUACACCCCCAACCUCUCUCACCACCAAAGAAAUACAACAAGAGAACCCACACAAGUGACACUGAUGCAAAACCCCACACGUAUACCUAAGCAGAAGAAUAGAAGCAUUGCCACCUGACCCCACCCCACUCACCAUUCCCCCCCCUUUUCUUUCUUCCUAACUUAACAUUGUAUGUAAAAAAUGUAAAAAAAACCAUACACGCUGUCAUUCCCAGCUGAUUCAUGCACUGUGCCAUCAGCCAGAACAACUUCUCCUCAAGAGCCUAUGCCGUGCGUAAGAAUAUGUUCGUCACAGCACUGUCCAAAAUCCAGCACACUCCCCUUUUAGCACACCAACAGGCUUGCAUUCUUGCCCACUAUGGGUGUAGAUAAAAAUUUGAUGGCAAGCGUUUGCAGUAGGGCUGGGAGAUAUUCUGGUUUCCAACACUGCAAAAUAUCUCCAUUUAAACAUUGCGAUAUACCGAUACAUCACAACGUAUGAAAUUAGAAUGGAGCUAUGUGGAGGCAAAUGGUAGGGCUGGGUGAUACCUGGUUUUCAACUUCAUGUUAUAUCACCAGCGAGAUAUACUGAUAUAUUACAAUGUCUGAAAUAAGGAUGGAGCUAUGUAGAGGCAUUGGCUGGCUUCACGGUUUUUCCUGCAUUGUGAUUUUUCCCAUUCUUGUGAUUCGCUGCCCCCCACAUGAGAAAGGGGACUGCUGAGCCGUCAGAAUUAACAGAGGCUGCAGGAAUUGAGAGAAGCAUCGUCUGGCUUCAGUUUUUCCCACAUUGUGAUUUUCGCACACGCGUGCACAUACACACAGCACUAUUUGUGUUGUAUUGUAAGCUUAAAGACGAUGAAAUGGAUAUCACAAUAUAGACUUCAAACUGCUUUUCGAUGACCUAUUGAUAUAUCACCCAGCCCUAAUUAGCAUGAAAGUCAAAAACUGAAAGAUAGAGCUUGCGUGUGCAUUUUGAUAAUAAUGGUCUCAGCCGUAUUCCUUACCUUCAGUUGGCAUUCCAUGUACAGUGCCUGAAUUGCCGCUUCAUGAAAUUCUCAUGUCUUGCUGAGAACAAAGCAUGCAAGUGGGGAAUAACACAGAGCAAAACCAAACUGGUUAUAAAGGCUGCGCGACCUGCUUCGCAGAGAGCUGUUCUUGGUUUCCUUUGGAAUGUGAACAGCAGGAGCUAAUGGUGAGGCUGCCUGCCUGCUUGCCAACUUUGUCCCUUGUAUUUGCAGAUGACGGGUUCGUGCCCGACCCCGCUGCCAAAGCUAGCAUCCUGUUGAACAUCGGCGUGAGCCAUUCGGCCCUAAGGGCGACUGCCGAUCUGAGCACUAGGGUGAGCAGAGUACAGUAUUGGAGGUCUUGAUUUCUGUAGUGCCCUCCCUGUCACCAGGUGUCUGUCCCAGUUUCCACUGCUGGGUUCAAUGCCCAGCAACAUGCGCUUUCCUCUCACACUCCUCUACUUCCUGGGUGGGCAUUGCUCCUAGGUGGGCAUUCAGGUGGCAAGAGGCAGCUGCAAUCUCCAGAGGGUUGGUGGAACAAUCCCAAGGAAGGUGUCUGGUGUGAAACAGCUGAGGAUGCCCAUUGGCAUUCUGGAAUACAACAAGUGGGACCUUGCUCUGCUCCUUGCUGCUGCUGUUGGCAUCCAUCUGUCUCAAGAGUUAAUAGAGUGAGCCUCUGGGGGUGAAGUCAAGCCACUAUGUUUGCAGAACCGAAGCGACCUCCCUGGGGCACAAGCCUGAGCAGUGUGCAUGGAGAUCCUGGGCUGCCCAGACGGCAAGACCACCAAAGGAAAGCAGAGCAAUACAUCGGUCACCAGCUGGGCUGCAGGAGUUGCCAGAAGGAGGUGUACAAGGCACCAUCCAACUGUCUUAGGGACUCCACUCUGGAUUUCUGUGUAGGGUUUACUCCUUAGCCUUCUCCACAGGAAAUCCCGCAAGGCAGUAGAGCUUUAGGAUCAGAGUUUUCCUUCUCCUAGAUGGGCUACCUUCCCAGGCUAUUGAGUCCCAUCUAUCCCUCACUUCCGUUUAUAGCCCAUGCAGAAACUGCCUUCUUGUCUGUUGGGCCCAUUAUUGGUCUCAUCUGCUCAAUCCACCAGAGCCUGUCUUCGCAUGGAGGGAAAGUCCCUAACUCACUGGGGGUUUGAGACCCAUCGGCUACCCCAUGGGUAGGCAAACGAAAGCCCGGGGGCUGGAUCCGGCCUAAUCGCCUUCUAAAUCCGUCCCAUGGACGGUCCGGGAAUCAGCGUGUUUUUACAUGAGUCUACUUAUUUAAAAACGGGGACGCUGGUGGCAUUGUGGGUUAAACCACAGAGCCUAGGACUUGCCGAUCAGAAGGUUGGCGGUUCGAAUCCACGCGACGGGGUGAGCUCCCGUUGCUUGGUCCCAGCUCCUGCCCACCUAGCAGUUCGAAAGCACGUCAAAGUGCAAGUAGAUAAAUAGGUACCGCUUUGGUGGGAAGGUAAACGGCGUUUCUGUGCGCUGCUCUGGUUUGCCAGAAGCGGCUUAGUCAUGCUGGCCACAUGACCCGGAAGCUGUACGCAGGCUCCCUCGGCCAAUAAAGCGAGAUGAGCGCCGCAACCCCAGAGUUGUCUGCAACUGGACCUAAUUGUCAGGGGUCCCUUUACUUAUUUAAAAUGCAUCUCUGGGUUAUUUGUGGGGCCUGCCUGGUGUUUAUACAUGAGUAGAAUGUGGGCUUUUAUUUAAAAUGUAUCUUUGGGUUAUUUGAGGGGCAUAAGAAUUCGUUCAUUCCCCCCCCCCCAAAAAAAUAUAGUCGGCCCCCCACAAGGUCUGCGGGACGGUGGAGCGGCCCCCUGCUGAAAAAGUUUGCUGACCCCUGGACUGCCCUCACCUGGUUUAACUGGCCAGUCAAAUCCAUAUGUCUGGAUUUUCCCGGACAUGACCGGGAUUUCAAAGGUGGAAUUGUCGGGGGGGGGGAUUUCUGAAACGUGGUGCUUUGUCCUGAGUCUUAGGCAAAUUAAUUGCAAAGGUUAAAAUAAUAAUAAUAAUAAUAAUAAUAAUAAGAAGAAGAAGAAGAAGAAGAAGAAGAAGUGGUGACCCUUAGGCUGAAAAAGGAUGCCCCCCCCCCAGUCUAAAUGGAUAUAAAAACAGCUGGGCACACUGGUCCACCACCGGCUGGCUACUGGAUUCUUUGUCUGCUCAACGCAGUUUCCCGACAGUCUUCCUGCAAAAGUACUUUCUUAGUUGUGUACAGAGUGACCCUGGGGAGAUAGCUGGGUAGGGGGAGACCUUCUGGGAGCAAGGUUUGCACUGUUGAGAGUUGCAAACUGAUUGUUUCUUUUCCUCUAGGGGGAAAGUGUCUGUUUACCAUUGCCCUGCACGAGUGUGCGCUCAACGGAAAAGUUUGGGCGUGUGUCCUGCCGCUCCACACAGCGUCUUAAAGGUAUACUUAACAGAGGAGUUGCUUGGGUGUUUGUCCUCCUCGUGGCUGCUUGGAGUUGCAAGUUCCUGGUAUCAAAGCACAUGGCUUAUCAUUGAUUUUUCCUAAAUCAAAAUCAAAUAAGUGUUGGAAAUGUAAAGAGAAAGAAGUUUCUUUUUAUCAUAUGUUGUGGUCUUGUAGUAAGGCUAAAGCUUACUGGGAAAUGAUAUAUAAUGAAUCGAAAAAGAUGUUUAAAAUAAGGUUUGUAAAAAACCCCAGAAGCCUUCCUUUUGGGAAUUAUCGGGAUUGAACUACCCAAACUAUAUUGAAAUUUAUUCAUGUAUGCAACUACAGCGGCAAGAAUGUUACUUGCCCAAAAAUGGAAAGAAGAAGAAGUCCCAGUGAAAGAAGAAUGGAUACAAAAACUUAUGGAAUAUGCAGAAAUGGCGAAAUUUACCAGAAGAAUAAGAAAUCAAGACGACAAACUUUUUAUAAAAGAGUGGAAAUGGCUUAUUGAAUAUUUACAAAUAAACUGUAAACAUUGGCAGGAUUAUUGUAACAGCUUGCAGUUUUAUAAGAGUAUACGAUUAAAGCAGAUGAAUAAAUGAGUAAAUUAAGUUAAUUUGGAAUAUGCAGAAAAUAGAAAAAACAAAUUUAAGGAAGCACAGAAAGAGGGGGAAGGAAGUUGAGUUUUGAAAUGCUAAAAUGAUUGUAAAAUUAUUGUAAUGUAUAAAACUGAAAAUCAUAAAAUAAUAAUAUAACUGGUCCCCCCCCUCUUCUGUCCCAUUUCACAGGUCUGCAGAAAUUGGAAGCUUCUGAAGCCCAGCUAGCCAACACACCAGGCGGAAGAUGUUCAGCUGCUGACCAUACCCCCUAUGGAUUAGCUCGGAGGGUUCCCAUUGCUUCCCCGCAAUCCUCGGUUUGUGCUUCAGGGUUGGCGAGGUUGCCUGCCGCUUUGUUGCUAAAAGUCUUGCCCAGAAGUCUGCAUCCACUUCCUAGCUAGCUAUGGGCAUGUCCUGGAAAACCACCAUUUGUGUUGACGCUGCUGGGGUGAAACAGGAGGGAAAUGUAGCUCUGGUGGGCUGGGAGCAGAGAUUAGUUACCAGCCCUAUCCUUUAUUGUCUUGGGCUUAAUAGUCUGAAACCAGCAGACUGUGCAUCAUCCCUGCUGCUGGCAACAUAUAUUACCUAUGCCAAAAAACAUCUGUGCUGGCUUCCUGUGUAAUUUCAGACACAACUGGCAGUUUGGGUUAAAAAACCCCACAGAAAACAUAAAGCCCUAUAUGCCUUGUACCUAGGGUGCCCUACCUGUGCCCUUUUGAACCUGUCUGGCCAGUAAGAUCAUUUUGAGAAGCCCUUUUCCAGGCGCCUCCCGUUUUCAGAGGUUAAGCAGGUGGCAACUGGGGAAAUAGGGCCUUUUCUGUGGUAGCCCACUAGCUAUGGUGCAAGCUCCCCAGAAAUGCUUGACUCUCAACCCACUCUCAUGUGUUUUGACCGCCUGGUCCCUUUUGCAGAGGCUCGUAGUGAAUAAGAAUAGUUAUCAUGUUUCUCUGUUUUUCUUUUAAUCAGCUGAACUUCAUUGUGAUUAUCUUAUUGUUGGAAAUGAAUGGCAAGGCAGAGUGGGAAAGAAAUGUUUUAAAGUGGUGCAAGAACCUGGGAGCUGCCUUAUCCUGAGUCAGCCCACUGAGCCACCUAGCCCCAUGUUAUCUAUUGUGCCUGGCAGUGGCUCUCUGGGGUCUGGGGCAUUGCCCCUUAGGAUCCUCUUAACUAGAGAUGGCAGGUAUUGACUUUUGCAUGAAGAAUGUAUGCUCGACAGUUGAGCAUCUUCUUUCAUCAUCAUCAUCAUUAUCAUCAUAAUUUAUUAUUUAUACCCCGCGCAUCUGGCUAGGUUUCCCCAGCCAGUCUGGGCGGCUUCCAACAAAACACUUAAAUACAAUAACCUAUUAAACAUUAAAAGCUUCCCUAAACAGGGCUGCCUUCAGAUGUCUUCUAAAAGUUUGGUAGUUAUUUUUCUCUUUGACAUCUGGUGGGAGGGCGUUCCACAGGGCGGGUGCCACUACCAAGAAGGCCCUCUGCCUCGUUCCCUGUAACCUGGCUUCUUGCAGUGAGGGAACCGCCAGAAGGCCCUCGGUGCUGGACCUCAGUGUCCGGGCAGAACGAUGCAGUUGUUAGUUUCAUCCUUUUUCAAGUUAUGUGCCUUGCUGUUCACUGUGACUCCCAUUGCUCCAUCUUCUGAAUACUUUCUCUUAUGUUGGACCAGCAUCGCAGUCCCUGGAUACGGAACCGGGCGCCUGUUUCUUCCUGCAUUAAAGCUAAGAAGGUGGGUGCCCAAUGCUUAAUCUAAACCAAGUAGGAGGGCAGGAACUGAUACUCUAAAAAUGCUCAGAUAAUGAACUAUCUGAGAGUCCUUUACCAAAAACCCUCUGAAAUGUCCCAUUCCUACUGCUGUGAGCAGGUAUUGGAAUCCUUAGUAAGUAGGAUGCUGAGCGAGAUGAGCGCUGCAACCCCAUAGUCGCCUUUGACUGGACUUAACCGUCUAGAGGUCCUUUGAUUUUUUUACUUCUUAAAGGUCCCUGAUUACCACUGACCAUACCAAUUCCUGGGUAAGUCAUAAGACUUGCCGUUGUGGAAUAGGCAUUGUAUAUACUUGAGACAAUCUGUUUUCUGGGGGCCAGUCGUUACAUGGCCGAAACAGCAGCAUAGGUGCCGAAGAAAGACGUGUUAGCAGGUUUAAAGGAGCGUUGGCAGAAAUACAAAAAGGAAAAACAAACCUAAAGAGUUGGUGGAACAGCCCCACGAAGACUGAACAUGCUUGGUGGCUGUGGAAUGAUGAGUGAUUGACCGGAGAUUGAAGCGGAAGACCAGGUGGGGAAUGAGAAAAUCAAAUACAGCAUCCUGAAUAGGGUCACUCAACACUGCAAAAUGUUGUUGCAAGUUGUUAUCCAUUCUUACUCAUUCAGCAUCUUGCUAUGGCGGGCAGAUUCCUCAGUGGGCUCACAAGCACAGCAGCAUGUGAUACGUGAUGGUGCAUAGCCUUUAUUCUAUACUUUCUGGAGGGUGGGGAUCCUAGAGGGAGGCUGUAUUUUUGCCCUCGUUUUUACCCACCAGCAAACUCAUCUGCCACGUACUUGAAUUUUUGCUUCUUUCUUUAAAUGCAAAAGUGUGUGCACAUGUAUUUUAGUGUUAGUCGCAGCAAUGAGCUGCCGCCGAAGGUAUGUUAUACUGUGUAAAAAAAUUUCCCUCUUUGAGCCUCAGCUGGGAUUGUGGUAACUUGGUGUGUGUUACUUACAAAAAUGCUCCCGGGAUUUUGAUUUCUCUUACUUUCCCCUAAAGGUUCCUUGGUCGCAGAACUAGAAAGUAAUUCCUGGCUGUGUGACUAGGUUGGCUGUAAAAACAUAGCAGGGUUUGAAACCCGUUGGUACCCCAAAAAACCCCUGUCCAUUUUGCUUUUUCCAGGUUAAUUUGGCAAGCAAGAUCACCUCAUUGAAGGACUCUGUGGACUCCAAGGAGGAUGACACUGCUGUGGCAUGGGUAAAUUAGAUAAAUAGAUAAAACUCGGAGCCCUUUCCCAUGGGAGCAGCUGUUUGUAUUCAUGUUGCUCCGAUGCAUUCCGGUCACUUAAUAUGUUAUGCUCGAGCACCUGCUUAAGAACGCCUUGUAUGUGGUUUCUUAAAAAGGUAAAGGGACUCCUGACCAUUAAGUCCAGUGGUGACCGACUCUGGGGUUGCGGCGCUCAUCUCGCUUUAUUGGCCGAGGAAGCCGGUGUAUAGCUUUCGGGUCAUGUGGCCAGCAUGACUAAGCCGCUUCUGGCGAACCAGAGCAGCGCAUGGAAACGCCGUUUACCUUCCGCCGGAGCGGUACCUAUUUAUCUACUUGCACUUUGACGUGCUUUUGAACUGCUAAGUUGGCAGGAGCUGGGACCGAGCAACAGGAGCUCACCCUGUCGUGGGGAUUCGAACCGCCGACCUUCUGAUUGGCGAGUCCUAGGCUCUGUGGUUUAACCCACAGCACCACCCGCGUCUCGUAAAUCUUUAUAGUCUGGCAGCUUCUGUUGUUUGAGUUCUUGGUUCUCAAACUUAAUCUGUUCUGGAAGUCCGUUCCAAAACCAAGAUGUGCUCUCCCAUAGAAAGUAAUGCAAAAUGGAUUAAUCUGUUCCAGACUUUUAAAAACAUCCCCUAAAACAGCACUUUAACAUGAAUUUUACUAUCUAACGAGACUAUUGAUCCAUAAAAUGCAAGCAAUAAUCAGUGUACUGUACUAUAAAAUAAAUAAGACAGUAUUGUAGAUGAUAAAAAAUAAAUAAUUUUUUUCUUACCUGCACUGAUGAUAGUCAUUGUUUAGAUGGGGGGCUUUUAUUCAUUUCUGCAGUCACACAAUCAAUCAGUAGCUGAACUGGGUUCCACACAAUCAUAAAAAAAAUUAACUGAAAAAGCCUCAAAAGCAAAAACACAAAAUAAAUAGCAAAAACAAAAGUGCCAGACUUGAUCCGUUCCGGGAGUCUGUUCGACUUCCGAAAUGUUCAAAAACAAAGGCGUGGCUUCAGAUUGGCUGCAGGAGCUUCCUGCACUUAAACGAAAGCUGCACCGGAUGUUCAGCUUCUGAAAAACAUUUGAAAACUGGAACACUUCCGGGUUUUCAGUGUUUGAGAACCAAGGCGUUUGAGAACCAAGGUACCACUGUACUCUACAACAGAAAGUGUUCAAUUGGAGCAGUGUUUCCCAAACUUGGGUCUCCAGCUGUUGCCUGGACUACAACUCCUAUCAUUCAUAUGUAGCUCAAUCAAUGGUCAGGGAUGAUGGGAAUUGUAGCCCCAAAGCAGCUGGAGAACCAAGUUUGGGAAACCCUGAAUCAGAUCAUACAUUCUGCCCCCUUCCCCAUGUAAGAUAGGUUGUGAGGAUUAUUUGUCAGAUCUAAUUCUGUGUAAGUUUUUUUAAAAAAAGGUGUUUGCUGCAUUACAUCUCUAGACUGCAAGCAGCGGUUCUAGGAGGGCACCACAGUAAAGAUAUGGAGGACGUGUUAUGGAGAAGGUCUUCUAUUUCCUCUUCCCAUUUUUAUGAGGUGCUCAAAGGCAUAUCUCCUGGCUACGGCUUUGAAUGUUUGUAAAAUGGGGUAUAUUUUUAUAUGCAUGCUGCCUAAUUUGCCAGUAGCAGCAGACUUGCUAAACCCAAGUAUGCAAUGGUCAUUUUUCCGGCUUAAUAUCUUUUUGUAGGUUUUUUUCCUCCCUAAACUUUAGCCUACUCCUGAAUUGGUUCCUAGAAUAUAGUCAGAACGCCUGUUGAUACCGGCAUGUGGGGAGCGGUGGGUUUGGGAUCCUGCCAUCUUUCCCACUUUUUCCUUGUCCUCACCUGCCCUCUCGAUGGUUGGUAGCUUUGGUGGGGUGGAAGUGGAACGCAGGGAGGCGAGAUGACUUUUUCCUUCUCUCGCAGGAAACCAUUGCUGUGCGGCUCUUUAAGGAUGAGAUAGCAGCAUCGGCAAAGAAGGUGGCAGCUGUUCCUGUGAUCACCCCAGAAAUGGGAAAACUCCAGGUAAGCAUCCUUUGUUAAUUUUUCUCCCAGGUAGAAACUGGCUCCUAGCGCAUAACUCGGCUAUUCCUUUAAACAGGCCCUGCUUGCAAAUUCUGAUAACGAAAAGGAUGGGGUGGUUACUUUUAACACCAUUCUCUUUUGUGGUUUUCUGAAACAUUUCAAACUUCUGAAUUUUCUUUGAUUGUGAGGUUGAGUUUACUGCAGAGAGGCAGUUGGAGAAAGAUGGAAAAUAAACUUUUUUCAAAGAAAUCAAAGGAUGAAGUUCUAAUUCUGCCUUUACCUGUAGUACUGGCAAGGUUGGUGUAGGUGGUGAAGCUGAGAGCAUUGCAGAGGGAAAAGCAGGCAGCUGUUGGAUCAGAAUAGUCUGCUGUAAAGGAAGCACCGUGUUCUACGAGGGCCUUUUGGCGGUUCCCUCCCUGCGAGAAGUGAGGUUACAGGGGACCAGGCAGAGGGCCUUCUCGGUAGUGGCACCCGCCCUGUGGAAUACCCUCCCAUCAGAUGUCAAAGAAAUGAACAACUGUCGAUGACUUUUAGAAGACAUCUGAUGUCAAGGAAAUAAACAACUAUCUGACUUUUAGAAGACAUCUGAAGGCAUCCCUGUUUUGGGAAGUUUUUUAUGUUUGAUGUUUUAUCAUGUUUUUAAUAUUCGGUUGGGGGCCGCUCAGAGUAUCUGGGGAAAUCCAGCCAGAUGGGUGGGGUAUAAAUAAUAAAUAAUUAUUAUUAUUACUGCAAGAGCUUGGAAUAAUUGGAAACAGCAUCCAGUUCUGCACAAAUUGUGCUUUCAUACAUUUCUUGGGGGGGGGGAUUAUUUAGCUUUCAUGGCUGCAGGGGAACAUCUCAGUCCCUGCUGACCCCUGGGUAGCUUGGCAUUCUGGGAGGUCUGGUUUACUUUCUGCCUGGGACUCGUGGGGUACGGUGUCCCACCAUAGACAAGAUGUAGCCUAUCGGGCGGCUGAGCUAGAGUUACCUGCCCCAUUUCAGCCCUUGUCCUCCUCUUCCCCCAGCGCAUCAAGCUCCUUGCUCAGCUCUUGCAACAGGAGGUGAAUGACGGCAUCAAUCACGACAUUGCCCCCGCGCUGGGGGAAUUGCACAAACUGUUGUCGGAUCACUGCUCGCCUGCCCAGGAGGCUCCCAAGCCUGGUCUCCUCACUACCCCUGUGCCGCCUCGCGGACCACACCUCUGCAAGCUGGCGCCAGGGUCUGUUGCUAUGGCACCUGAACCUGGCACAACACAUGCCACCACCUCCAGCCAGCAACCUGUUUGCCCCACCCCUCGGAUGCCUUCGGUCCAGCUCCCGGCAUCCAGCGGCAGUGGUACCUCCAUGCCUUUGCUCGGGCUCAUGUCGUCCUGUGGAAAUAGUGCAGGUAAGACCUGAUAGAUUAACUUGAUUCUCAUGUUAAUUUUUUUUUAAGGCAAGUGAUAAUAAUAUCCUUUUACAGUGGAACCUCAGUUCCCGAAUGUCUCCAUUGUCGUACGUUUUGGCUCCCGAACCCGAAAACCCGGAAGUAACUGUUCCGGUUUUUGAACAAUUUCCGGAACCCGAACAUGCUAUGCAGCUUCCGUUUUGAGUUUCCCUAUUGUAUUGAGGCUUCCGCUUUCAGUUUUUGGUUUUCAAACGUUUUGGAAGUUGAACAGUCUUCCGGAACGGAUUACUUUCGAAAACCGAGGUUCCCCUGUAUGACAAACUGGUGUGGUAGGAAUCCUAUCUGAAAUACAGUGGUGCCUCGCAAGACGAAAUUAAUCCGUUCCGCAAGUAUCUUCGUCUAGCGGUUUUUUCGUCUUGCGAAGCACGGCUAAUAGUGGCUUAGCGGCUUAGCGGCUAUUAAUGGCUUAGCGGCUUUAAGAAAAAGGAAACAAACUCGCAAGAACUCGCAAGAUGUUUCGUCUUGCGAAGCAAGCCCAUAGGGAAAUUCGUCCUGUGAAGCGCAUUGAAAACGGAAAACCCUUUCGUCUAGCGGGUUUUCCGUCUUGCGAGGCAUUCGUCUUGCGGGGCACCACUGUAAUAACAUUAAUUUAAAUGUCCUGCUUUUCCACUUGGCUCUCAUUGUGUGUCUUCCCUGUCCUUCAGGUGUUAAGAACUAUUUGGCCAUAGUCCAUAAAUAUUUGCUGCUAGGACACUUUAAAAAGUGUUAUAGUAAUAAUUGCAAUUAAUCAUUGAUUACAAAAUAGUCCAUAUCUUAAUGUUUGACUUUUUUUGUGUUUUUAAUAUUCUGUUGGGAGCUGUCCAGAGUGGCUGGGGAAACCCUGCCAGAUGGGCAGGGUAUGUAUGUAUGUAUGUAUGCAUGCAUGUAUGAAUAUAUAUGUAUAUUAUUAUUUGUUAUAUCUUUGCCAUUGCUGUCUUUUCCCCAGUAGACCAAGUCAAGCAGCGCUUGGAUGACCUCCUUAGUGCACCUAUGCGCUUCCACGAGGCACGCCUAAAUGAUGAAUGUGCCUUCUACACCGCCCGCCUCGCCACUGUCACGCAGCCCUCGGCGCAGCGAUGCAAAGAGCCUGUGGCCAAAAUGCUGGAGGUCCAGGAUGCCAUGGUAAGCAUCUCAGUGUGCUUCAGCUUGAUGAAGCAAAGAGCUGUGUGCUGUCUUCCAGUCCCCUUCAGCAAGGGGUAAACGAGGUUGCUUUUGAACCAAGCAGUUUGCCCAACCUUCUGCUGCACAUAGGCACGAAACCUUGGCUGUUCCUCGGUUUCCGAAUGGUGCCACCGCACGAUGGAAGCACUGCUUCUCACUAGACAGAAUUGUUUGGAAGACUGCAGCUUGCCAAUGGGCUACACGCCGUGCCAUAGCAAGCUGCCCCGUGCAAAACAGUCCUUUGCCUUUAGUCGGAGCAAUUGGUAGCAUUCCCAGUACUCGAAAUAUGUUCCGUGAAGAGCUUAAGUGUCCUAUAGCUCCGUGAACAGACUGGAGGUCUCCAGAGCCCGGCUGGGAAACCUAGCCAGAUGGGUGGGGUAUAAAUAAAAGUAAAAAAGUAAAGGACCCCAGACAGUUAAGUCCAGUCGCAAAUGACUCUGGAGUUGCAGCGCUCAUCUUGCUUUACUGGCCGAGGGAGCCAAUGUUUGUCCGCAGACAGUUUUUCCGGGUCAUGUGACCAGCAUGACCAAGCUGCUUCUGGCGAAACCAGAGCAGCGCAUGGAAACAUCGUUUACCUUCCCGCCGGACUUUCACUUUGACAUACUUUCGAACUUCUAGGUUGGAAGGAGCUGGGACCGAGCAACAGGAGCUCACCCCAUUACGGGGAUUCGAACCACCAACCUUCCGAUCUGCAAGCCCAAGGCUCAGUGGUUUACACCACAGCGCCACCCGUGUCCCAGCAUAAAUAGUAAAAAAUUAUAAAUUAUUAUUAUUAUUUAUUAUGAAUGGUGACUCCUCGCCAUUCUUUUAUUCACACGUAAGAGGCUGUAAGCGGGACACGGGUGGCGCUGUGGGUUAAACCACAGAGCCUAGGGCUUGCUGAUCAGAAGGUCAGCGGUUCGAAUCCCCGUGACAGGGUGAGCUCCCGUUGCUCGGUCCCUGCUCCUGCCAACCUAGCAGUUCAAAAGCACGUCAAAGUGCAAGUAGAUAAAUAGGUACCACUCCGGCGGGAAGGUAAAUGGCGUUUCCGUGCGCUGCUCUGGUUUGCCAGAAGCAGCUUAGUCGUGCUGGCCACAUGACCCGGAAGCUGUACACUGGCUCCCUCGGCCAAUAAAGCGAGAUGAGCGCCGCAACCCCAGAGUCGGCCAUGACUGGACCUAAUGGUCAGGGGUCCCUUUACCUUUUAAGAGGCUGUAUUUCCAGCUGCGACAGCACAAGAAGGCGAACUUCACCUGACGUCUUUUGCAGGGAAUUGGUGGUGCAGAGAUGUUUGCACCUGUCUUUUCACCCUUGAGGUUGGGCAGAGGACAGCAUUUAACAAGUCUCUGCGAUGUGGAGUCUUCCGCUCUGUGAACCCAUGCCCAUUAAUUGAGUGGUGGGAUGUGAUCGACUGUUUUGCAUUUCUUUCCCAAAGGAGCAGCAGCCUUUGAGUAGCUUUUCAAUAUAUUCCCCCUUGGUGCUCACGUAGUCCAUUCCUUGGGUGCGAAUUUACUGUUGGGUGUGUGUAUGUGUUGCAUGCCACAUAUACAGUUGCACAAUUUGAAGAACCUGUUUCUGGUCAGAUGUAGACACCUACCAAUAGCUUCCCUUUGACCGAAACAUGUUCUCUUCAAAGCACUUUUGUAUGCAUAGCACAUUUAAUUCCAAACCACCUCUUGGCAUGGGAAAGGCAUGGCCAAAGCUGCUCUGUGGCAACGCAAAAUCAAUGCACUGAUGCAUAUAUUUUUUAGAGGAGCUCAUGGCAUGAACUCAGAAUUAGCCCCAUCAUGCCAGUAAUCCACUAGAACUUCCAAGUGCUGGUUUUGACCUAUAAAGCCUUAAAUGACUCAGGGCUGCAAUACCUCAAGGACCGCCUCUUUCCGUAAGAACCUACCCGGAUCCUGAGAUCAUAUUCUGAGGCCCUCCUUCGUGUGGCCUUCUCCUUGAGAGAUCCGGAGGGUGGCAACAUGAGAACGGGCCUUCUCUGCAGUGGCUCCCUGUCUAUGGAAUGCUCUCCCCAGGGAAGUUCUCCUGGCGCCUUCAUUACACACCUUUAGUCGUCAGGCAAAAUCGUUUCUUUUUAACCAGGCCUUUGGUUGAUCAUAUUGACAUCCAACACCCUUUAAGAAUGUGGCUUUUUUGGGGGGGUGUUAUUGAGUUACUGCUUAUGGUUUGAUUUUAUAUGUUGUAGUCUUGUUGUGAACCAUCCUGGGACCUCUGGGUUUAGUUGUAUAAGUUGAAUUAAUAAUAAUAAUAAAUUUAAAUGCUGGAGCUGGCAUUGUGGGUCAGAGCUCUGUGACUUUUCAUUCUCCUUUGGAUCCUGAGCUCAGGUUGAGAGCCUAAACCCUUAAGUUUUACUUGAGAUGUAACAUUUAAAAGUUGGCCACCCUCCUCCAGUCUGUUCUGGGUCAAAUGUGCAGAGAAACAUAUAUUUUUUCCUGGUUAGCCCAUGCGUGUCUCAUUGCAUAACACUUCUUGCUCAUGUUUUUAUCCACCAGCACUUUAUACCUAUCUCUGCAACCCCAUCCCGACCCAUGGAAGCAGAAAGGGUUUUGCCCUCGUGAAGGUCUGGGCUAUGCUGCCUGCUUGCCAGACCCACGGAUACAGAGACAGCGUGGUGAAGUUCCUUAGAACCAGCGUACGGUGUUCUGUUGUCUUCUGAACUUUAGAAGAUCCACCUCCAGCUGCUACCUUUCAAGCUCACUCCCUGACCACCCACGAAUCUUGUUGGGACUCUGAAUCUCAGUGGGUUUGCCUGGGAGGACCAGGAGCCGAAAUCUCCCCUCCUUUUCCGAGAGCGUCUAGUGCAUGGCAGAAAAGAUGGGGCUGGUGGUGCUGUGAAAGGGGAAAGCUGACCUGCAGUCCAGCUUUCACUGAACUGCAAAGCAUUGGCGCAAAAGGCAGUACGCUAAUAUGGUAUGCAAGAAACAUACCUUUUGUGGGAAGAAAGGAGAAAAAUUGAAAAUGUUUCCUAAUUGCUUUAAAUUGCUAUUUUUGCAAGCAAGAGCACAACUCUCCCCCAAGGGUGAGCAGGAUUAUUCCAGUGAGCAAGACUUUGUCAUGAGCUGCCUCAAUUUGUCAAUUUUUGUGAGUGGGUGUUUUACGUUCUUUGUAUGUAAACGCCUGUAACAGUUUUGGGAAAUAGUUGGCAGAGAGGGGCUUUAUAUAAUUUCUGACCACAGAUGGUGGGUUAGGGUGCGGUUCGAAAGAUGGGUUUGGUGUCAAGCUCUGACUGUGAUUGGGUUAGGGACAUCUUCCAGUGUCCUUGGGUUUAGAACACUUAAUGGACUGAAUUUCUUUUUCUUUUUUUAAAAGCAGCGGUGCUUCUAAGUUAAAAGUUCUUAAACUGUAAGUUCCUUGGGAUGUCCUUUUUGGACAAAAAGGUGACUCAUAAACAACUAUGUAAAUAAACGAUGAUGUCAAUAAAUACUUUUUAAAAAGGG